AUGUCCGACGCCCUAGAUUGGCUCAUCGAACACGAGCCGGCUUUCCGCAAAGCACGCGUACCGGCCCUCUACUCCGAUUUCCGCGGCCUUCGCUCCACCAACCCUGACGGAUACAACGCAAACAUAUCUGCCUGGAGGCGCGGCCUUGCCGGACUCGUGCGCGCUGGCCUAGCGCCCAGCGGAUCCGGCUCAUCACCGACCCCCGACCACGUUGUUCUCAAGGCCGACGAGUCUUUGCUACGAGCACUAGAAAGCAAGCGAUAUGGCCGCCCACUGGCUCUCGGUGCCGUCAUUAGGGAGGCCACACAAGACAAAGACCUGAUACCAAUACAAGACUUCUUGAGGGCCAACGAGAGCAUAUACUACAGACCAUGGAGCUCAAUACCGUGGAGUGUCGCCUCUUGGGGGUUCAGGCACAUGGGUUUCACCGGCGCCUUGAUUUUUGGUGGAGAUGAGAAACUCCCAGGCGGGCAAUUCGUGGUCGUUGCAAACGUGGAGGCAGCCUCGAAGGCGGUGCUCGAACAGACUGCCGGACUGACGUCGCGAUUCGAGAGAACGUUUUCGAAAGUCCAGUUCCAGGCAGAAUUCAAGGAUUCCAUACUCAAGGGCCAGCAGUUGUCCGAGACGGAUGUGGAGGUCUUGUUGCGCUUCAUGUCAAGGGAUCAGGGCGUGCUUGUCUAUGACGGCAAGACAGUCAAGAUUAGGAACCCCGACGACCGGGAAUCAGCCAUCACAGAAGAGGACGAAACAAUUGCGUCCCUCAGGGAGCUGGCGGAGUACCUGAGCCACCAGGCGACAGUGCUGAACAGCAAGAUCGAGGAGCUCACUAUGACGGCAAAAGAGGCGGUGGCUAAGAAGAACCGCGUCACGGCCAUGGCAGCCCUGAAGUCCAAGAAGCGGGCAGAAACGUCCCUACAACAGCGGUACGCCACUCUUAGCCAGAUAGAAGAGGUUUCGGCCAAGAUCGAGCAGGCGUCGGACAAUGUGCAGCUAGUGAAGGUCAUGGCUGCCAGCACGGAUGUUCUAAAGACACUGAACGCACAGGUGGGAGGUGCGGAGCGAGUGGAGGAGGUCGUGGACCACAUGCGUGAACAGAUAGGCCAGGCUGACGAGAUCAACAACAUCAUCGGGGAGCAAGGCCCGAUUGUCGACGAGGACGAGCUCGACGAUGAGCUUGAGGCAAUGUUGAUGGAGCAGACGGGCAAGGAAGACGAAGUCGAGCGAUCAAGGCAGGAGGCCGCAGAGCAAAUGGAAGCCGAGAACAUUGCGAGGAGACUUGCGGAUUUGGAUACCCCUCAAGCUAUCACGGAGAACAGCCAGGAAGUCGACGGGCUCUCAGGGGAGAUGAGUAAAAUCGCAUCAUGA
Diaporthe batatas is the source of this 1365-nucleotide messenger RNA. RefSeq lists its product as uncharacterized. The record is from RefSeq and is a predicted model, not a curated record. The transcript has 3 exons. Lineage: Eukaryota; Fungi; Ascomycota; Sordariomycetes; Diaporthales; Diaporthaceae. Gene Ontology annotation, cellular component: multivesicular body; ESCRT III complex; cytoplasmic side of plasma membrane. The coding region runs from base 1 to 1365 and encodes 454 amino acids. Gene Ontology annotation, biological process: vesicle budding from membrane; late endosome to vacuole transport via multivesicular body sorting pathway.